Oreochromis niloticus (Nile tilapia) is the source of this 2809-nucleotide messenger RNA. RefSeq lists its product as uncharacterized. The transcript is spliced from 8 exons. Bases 1367 to 2041 code for a protein of 224 amino acids. Gene Ontology annotation, cellular component: membrane. NCBI's taxonomy places the organism in Eukaryota, Metazoa, Chordata, Actinopteri, Cichliformes, Cichlidae. The record is from RefSeq and is a predicted model, not a curated record.
AAGGAAUGACCAACUCCCUGCAGGUAAUCUGGAGCAGAAAAGCUCAAGUGCCUUGACUGAGGUCCUCCCUGCCCAUUGUCUCUCUCAUACAAAGCGGUGGGGUGACCGCGAAUCUCGGCAAAGACCCUCUUUGGCCCUGGAUGACGCAGGCGACUGUCGACGUCCUGGACAAGCAGGCGGGUGACUGUGUCCUGUAUUGGUUCUGUUUCUUGACUCACUGUUCAGUCAUACUUUAUCAGUGCUGUAUCACUUCCUGUCAUCUGGAUUGUACUUAAAAAUGUCUUUUGUUCUGUCUUUAAAGCUUGGCCGGUCAGCAUGGCGUCACUAGGAUUGCAUGAUUUCUUUUGAAACCUCACCAAAUAUGUUGCUGUGAUGUCUCAGGGUUUCAUGACAUGUGUUUUCCUGAAAGGCCUGAAUGAGCAUCCAAACAGCUCAGUUGAUUCUGCUGAAUGAUGAGUGUUCAUGGUAUGAGCAGAAAGAAAUGGUGUCAUUCUCUCCACUUCCUCAUAUUUCAGGAAAAAAAAGUUUCAUAAUAUUUCAAAAAUGCCAAGCCUAAGAACCCCAGAACAUUUAACUGUGUUCAUAAUCUUAGUUUAUGUUGCUUGUUUGUUGAAGUAAAAUUGACUUCAUUUCCAAAGUCAGUUUGUCCUGUGGCACAAAUGGAUUUGUGUGUGAUAUUUCAGAGCUAUUCAACAAUCAGCAGUUUAGUGACAUAGAAAUAAAAAACUAAAAUCUUAAACCUAAACAUCAUGAUGAGGACUCUUCUUCAGGCUGAUGAUGAAAAGUCCCCUCAUGAUACUACUAUUGGCACUUAUAGUUAGGAUUGUGGUGCUAUGGUCUAAAAUCUAAAUUUAUAUUAGUCUUAAAAAGAUAUGUAAAAAUAUGUAAUGUUAGCAAACAAAUUAGCAUAAGUUUUUACACACAGGAGUUCCUGCAUUUGAAAUUUAAAUGUUGUCCAUUAAGCUGUAUGUACUUGGCUCAGUAGGUCAGCACAGUCACACAUCCUCUUCCUCAGAUGUCAGAAAUAAGAAUUUAGCAUAAUUUUUUGUAUAGUAUCCAGAGCUAUGAAGAAGGAGCACUGGACAAAGUUUCACCAGUAUUGCUACACCAAAACCAUUUCCUUUAAAAACAGGAUUGCUCAUGGGCUGCUCUUUUCAGGUUAAAAAACCCCUCAACAAACUUGUCUGUCCAUCUCAGUAUUUCCGUGAAGUAUAUGCAGACAGAGUGGUGACUGUGGUGGGAGCAACUUUAUUCACCACAAACAUGUCAGCUGUAUCCGGUGCCUGAUGAUCCCUUUUGAAUGACGAAGCUGACGCAGUUUGAAGGAUAAGAAGAGGAAACAGAGGUUGUUUCUCUCCCCACAGAGAUGGUUGGUGGACGAUGUUAUGGUAUCUUCAUGCACAGCAUUGUGCUGCUGCUCUGGGUCUGUCUCCACUAUGUGGAGGCUUCCAGUGGAAAACACAUCAUUCAUAGAAAAGUUGGAGAGACUGUGGAGCUUUCGCCAGGUUUACCAACUGAAUGUGUGACUGCAGCAACGUGGAAAUAUGGAGGAAUAACAGUUGCAGGGAAAGAUGUGGGUGUUUCUAAAAAAUCUCCAUUUAAGGACAGAUCAGAGCUGAACCUCACAGACUUUACUUUAACAGUUAGAAAACUGAUUCUUCAAGAUUCUGGUGAUUUCAUUUUUGUCUCAGAUGUGAAUUAUGAGCACAGGCCUGCAGUCACCAUCACUCUGCAAGUUCAUGAGGACAGCUUAUCUUCUUCUCUUCUCAUGUACAUUGCUGGACUGUUUACUGGAGUACUGAUCACUGUACUGUUCCUCUUUCUGCUUUACUGCAUAAAGUCAAAGGGUCUAUGUCGCAAAAGACUCAAACAGUCUGAAACAAUCAACCAGGAAGAAAAUCAACAACAUGUGUACUCGGCUCUUUCCCACGGUGAUCUUUGUGUUUAUGAGACAAUGAGACCUGUGAAGAUGCUGGACCAGAUAUUGAAGCCAAAACUACUUGCAGAAAGCAAAAAGCAGAACCAUGACAGCAGGACAUAGAAGAUGAUGAAUCACGGCAAUCUGUUUGUCUAAAGGAGCCACGUACAGCAGGAAAGGAUAAAGGGGAAAAUUUAGCCAUGUUAGACAGUGAUUCAAACUGUUAUUUGUUUUAUUUUGUUUUGUUUUUAAUUAAAAAAAAAAAUGUUGGAUUUUCCAAAAUUUGAUGUGUAACUACUUUUCAGAUCUGUUUUUGAAACAAAAAGUGCAAAAUAACCUUUGUUGAUUAAUUCUAUGGUUUGCCACUUUUUUCUUUCAAAAUGCUGCAACUUAGGCCAUCACAAAGACUGUUGUCCCUACAAACUAUCAAUUGUGUACUCUACAGAGAGGAAUUCUCUUUGAUAUUAGGCCACUGCUGUGUCGCUUUGAACAUGUACACUGCAGAAACUCAAAAUCUUGUACCAAUCUUGUCAUCUUGAACCAAGUAUAUUUGUCAUAUUUGUAGUCAAAAUACUUUUUUCACCUAUUCCAAGCAAAAAUAUCACGUAUUAAGUGAAAAAAAUCUGCCAAUGGAACAAGUGAAAAUUCUCUAGUUUCAAGAUGCACUGUCUAAAAACAAGUUCCUAUAUCUCACUGAAAUGUUUCUCUUUAGCUGAUUGUGUCUUAUUUUAAGUGUGAUGAGAUUAUUUUGACUAGAAAUAAGACAAAAAUACUUCUUAAUUACAAGAUUGGUAGAAGAUUUAGCGUUUUUGCAGUGUAUUUGGGGGGUUAAAAUUGUUCUUUAUUUGUUUAAUGAAUAAUUUUGAUCAAUAAACUUUCCUUGUUCAAACA